GGACAGUAGAGCACUGGGGUAAUGUUGUAGUUUGCAGGAGCUGCUUGGAGCAGGACGUGAGGUGACCUGCUCGCUUUACUUCCUGCCUUGUUCUGCCUGUCCUGCUAAAAGAAAGAAAGAAAAAAAAAGUCAACAUGGUCCAGCGAAACUAACUAACUAGCAACCCGGUGGUGUUGUUGGAUAUCCGAGGCGCUCACCGCAAUGAAUUAUGGACACCCUCUGACCUUGCAGGCAUCCUUACACCGUCUUGCGUCCCAUGUACUCUUUUUUAACUUCCUACCUUGGAUCGGGCUGAAGAGUGAAGUACAUUCCUGCAGGAGUCGAGGGCUGCUGUCUUAAGCUUAACGAGAAACCGGCCCGCUCACACUAUGCCCGCCAAGAUGGCCGCCAGAUCUUCCUGCCCUCACUGGAACCACUUGGGACAAGGAUGUGGGUUGAAAUGGUGAUCAUAUUCAAGAAAACACUGGAAAAGAAGGGUGUCGACGAUGUAACCUCAAAAAAUACAGAUUUGGAUCAGUUCCAGUUCCAGGCACAGACCAUGACCCAGGGGACUGCACUUUUCUCUUGUGGACUCAUGGAGACGAGCCGCUGGCACGAGGUGGGUCACAGCUGCUCCAUACAGCAGAGGCCAGUUGGGACCAGCCUGGAGAGCCUGUGGGAUGUCCUGCCGGAGGUGCACAAGACAUCUACCCACUGGGAUUGGGAUGUGGGCUCCACCUCGAGCACAAUCACCAGCUUGUUGCAGGAUCUAAACCUGACCGAGGCGGCCUCCUCGCACUCUACCGCCCCCCCUAGCAAGCGGCAGUGCAGGUCCCUGUCUUGCUCGGACGAGCUGGGUGGCUGCCGCUCCACCUGGCGGCCUCAAGGCUCUCGUGUGUGGACGACGGUGGAAAAGAGGAGGUGCCACAGUGGAGGCAGCGUCCAGCGUGGCGGUGUCACCAACUCUACCCUCGGCUUCCCGGCUAUGCAGCGCAGCUCCAGCUUCAGCCUCCCCACCCGCUCUAACACCCAUGAGCUGCCCUGCUUUGCACAGCGUCCCCCCUGCUCCUCCGCCUUCUCUAGCCUGACGCCCCUCUCCUCGGAGACCCCAGAGCAGCCCCUCUACCUCUCUCACGAACAGAUCUGCCUCCCUGAGCCUCGUGGACCCUCGCCAAACAGCUCCCCUGACUCCACUCCAGAGCUGGAGCGCCGCGGCGGACAGGGGGGGCUAGCCAGGAGUCGCUCGCAGCCUUGUGUCCUAAACGACAAGAAGAUCGGCGUGAAGCGCAGAAGACCUGCUGACACACAGAGGCCUUCUUUGGACCUGGCCAAGAUGACACAGAAACUUCAGAAUUUCCACAGUCUCAGCUGCCCUGGAAUCACAGGAGAGGACGUCUGCGAGUCCAGCCGGACCCUCUCGACUCUCAGGAGCCUCACUCAGUGCGACACCGACUACUCAAAUGAAUUGGAUGUUCAAACUCAGACCAAAGAGGGCCAGAUCACCAGAAACGCGACGACAGACCGCACCAUUGAGGAGGCGGGCUGGACCUCCACAGACUACGGCGACCUCACGCCCGGGACGACCAAUGGGAAGGAUAGUGAGUCUCUGUGGGCGGGGCUUUGUAGCAUGAGGAAGGAUGUGUAUCAGCUGGGAGGCGAGCUGGACAUUGAGCAAAUUGAGAGGAACUGAGCUGGACCGGCCUCCUCUUGUGGAAGUUAAUGUAGCGGACUAAAAGGUUUUAUCACCACGUGGCGCAGUGAACAGUACUGAUAGUCUUAAGGACAAAGCAAGUGGAGAGCUAAUGCCAUGAGCAAUCCAGCACUUGUUUUAUUUUUCUCAAGGAGGUGACUGGGCAGACCCUUGGGGGUUGUUAAGUCCAUUUUCGGGAACUUUGUGUAGUUAGGAACUCCUUCCCAACUGUGUGGGAAUCUCAACUGUGUCUCAGGAGAUCAAGAAAAGUAAGAACGAUGGAUUCAGGCGACAUGACAGAACUGAUUAAAAAAAAAUUAGGCUCAGACACUGGGGUCUUUAACAUUUCUGUGUAACCCUGAUUACCUUCAUUGUGCUACAUUUGAAGAGAAUUCACAGCAGGUAUGUUUAAGUUCUCUGCACUAGAAACAUGACUCGUCACUCUGACCUCCUUCGGUCAUACGUUGGUACAUGAUGGACAGAAAUGGAGACUUCUCCUGUUAGCAAAGCCCCUUACACUCUUAACUGAGCAACAAGCUGCACGCACACACAGCCUGUAAAGUGUAUCGAGUUAUCAUUUCAUACAUUAACAUCAGGCUUCUCUCUGAGAUCUACGCUCCCGUUUUGUCGAGAGAGGCCUCGUGAUGCUAACAGCGUUAAUAUUCUUUUCUUUUUACUAUUUGUAACUACAAAGUUAUGUAAAACAUGAGCAUAUUUCUAUAUGAAUAAAACACAGUUUUCAAUGUGUCAUUUGAAAUCA
Molecule: messenger RNA, 2429 nt
Organism: Labrus mixtus (cuckoo wrasse)
Lineage: Eukaryota; Metazoa; Chordata; Actinopteri; Labriformes; Labridae
Gene: fam53b
Product: family with sequence similarity 53 member B
Exons: 6
Coding region: 428-1669 (413 amino acids)
Biological process (GO): positive regulation of canonical Wnt signaling pathway; protein import into nucleus
Cellular component (GO): nucleus
Source: RefSeq, a predicted model, not a curated record